GUGCCGGCCAGAGCUAGUUGACCCGUGGACUUAACGGCAGGAAGACUGACUGGAGUAUCUGUGUGUGGUGGUGACUAUCAUACAACAGACCGGUGAAAUACUCAUGGUCUAGCCUAGCGCCUCUUGUGAUCAACUCAACCGACAUCAGCAGCAGCAGUUCAGCAGGAUGGGGUCAUUCGCCACCAAAGCUAGAAAUACCAAUGCAUUGGCGAAGGUGCAGUCCAUCAACGUUGUCAGUGCCGCCAAGGAAGCCAACAAAGCGGUGGCCGAGAAAGCUGUCAACAUCAUGGAGGAACUCGAGAAAGCUGAGGCAGAGAAUGUGAACGUCGCUACGCAGGGAGUCGAAAAAGUAGCAACUGAGACAUCAAAUCUAACUGAAGAAGCCGGUGCUGGUGUGAAGCAGGGAGUCGAAAAGGUAGCUACUGAGACAGCAAAUGUUACUGAAGAAGCCGCUGCUGGUGUGAAGCAGGGAGUAGAAACGGUAGCAACUGAGACAGCAAAUCUUGCUGAAGAAGCCACCUCUAGUGUGAACCAGUUUUAGAAAAAAUCAACACCAGACAACAUGCUCCGUCAUUCGUCAACUUCAGAAUUAUAAUUCACCUUAAUUAUUAUCGUUGUCUAUUAUACAUUAGUGUUAUCAUUACUAUUAUAUUCAGAAUGGCUGCAUAUAAUUUUCUUUGAUGAAGUCUAUCCUGAACCUAAGCUAAACAUGUUCCAAAUUAAAUUAGCUCAAAAAGUCAUAAAAAUCCAAGUCUAAUAGGGUACCCGGUUUCAGUUCAGUACAAAUGAUGUAGCCGAAUAUAUAAACAAUGGGUGAUGGACCAUUUAGUAUAUAACUUUGCCCUCUGAAGAAAUUUCUGAGUACGCCCAAGAGUGGGUGGUGUAGGUGACACACACACACGGCGUGUGCGAUACACACCGUGAAACAACCUGGCCCAUUGUUUAAUUAAACUGACAGUUGGUUUUAAACGAAACAAAUAUGAAGAGGCCACACAAAUGAUGAACAAAGAACAAUAAUAUAUUUACACUACCCUGACUGCACCAUUCACGGGGUAAAUCAACAUGAAAACAAACACAAACUAACUGAAUAUUUCAUACCCCCGUUGUGGGUCGUUCGACCUGUGCCCGGGUGGACUAAUUCCCGAAAAACAAAAUAAAAAAUAAAAGACACACGAAGAAAAAUUUAACAAAGUUCUAAGGACACCAACUAAAGACAAGAACAAGACAAAAGUAGUGGUGGUGCAGGGAUAACGCAGGGUGUCGGCCACUAGUUGUGUUGCAGGAACCAUUGCUUUUAAACAACAAAUAAAAAAAAAAACAUGAAACCAUAUAGUAGAUAGCAUGCUGGAUGUGGUUUCAAAAUUUAAUAUCCAGUAACGACAUUUAGAAGCAUGACUCCGGCUGAGAAAUUUCAUAAAAAAUCCGACACGUGCCCUUUAAACUGUGUUGGUGGAUGAGCUGCACUCGCCACACACCUAUCCGCUCAGCCAAUCACGAAGAAGAACGAGCGUAACUACCCACCCAGCCAUCGAACAAUCACAUGCAUGAUUCCUUCCAGCAGUCAUCAAAUGUUGACUCGGUAAUACAAAAUAUUCAAUGGGAAUUAAUACAUAAGAAAGGAGAUUAUUGAUUAAAAUCAUACGAACUUGUCAAACCUGAACCUUGUCAUCCCAACGUUGCCACAGAAGAGCCUGGCAAAGGACAUAUGGCCGUAACUGUACGUAGAUAUGUUGGUAUAGGCAAGUAAUCAGAAUGCUAUCUUCGGAAGUACAAAAUUUUUACUAACAAUACCAUAACGGAAUUUAAAACCGUUCAGUAAGUGGUAGGCCUAUCCCGUAAAACUGCACAUAACAAUGAAAAACUAUUUCAAGCUACAACUGUAAAUCGCCCACUACAUGUCGAGUGCAACAUAAACAGCUACGAAAAUAUACAAAAUAAUUCCCAACCCUUGCACUAGUAAAUGCUUAAGUUUCGUGUUACUUACCUAAUAUAAGACAAGCGACCGGCCAUCGUCCACAGCUUGUUCUGUAACACGUCUAGUAGUUUUCCUCGCUUAUUUUCACGGAAACGUUAAUGGAUCACUUCCUAGUCGUCUUGCCCUCAUUUGUCAAAGUUUUAAAAGGUAUAACGCGACAUAAAUGCACGAAACACAAAUAUACGGUAACUAAAGUCGU
Homarus americanus (American lobster) is the source of this 2174-nucleotide messenger RNA. RefSeq lists its product as uncharacterized. Lineage: Eukaryota; Metazoa; Arthropoda; Malacostraca; Decapoda; Nephropidae. The coding region runs from base 167 to 541 and encodes 124 amino acids. The transcript is spliced from 9 exons. The record is from RefSeq and is a predicted model, not a curated record.